Pteropus alecto (black flying fox) is the source of this 1419-nucleotide messenger RNA. RefSeq names its product neuronal vesicle trafficking associated 1 (gene NSG1). The transcript has 4 exons. The record is from RefSeq and is a predicted model, not a curated record. NCBI's taxonomy places the organism in Eukaryota, Metazoa, Chordata, Mammalia, Chiroptera, Pteropodidae. Gene Ontology annotation, biological process: G protein-coupled dopamine receptor signaling pathway; clathrin coat assembly; endosomal transport. Gene Ontology annotation, molecular function: clathrin light chain binding. Gene Ontology annotation, cellular component: membrane; endosome. The coding region runs from base 26 to 583 and encodes 185 amino acids.
CGGUGGCUUCAGGUCUCCCGGCACGAUGGUGAAGUUGGGGAACAAUUUCGCGGAGAAGGGCGCCAAGCAGGCGCUGCUGGAGGAUGGCUUCGACACCAUCCCCCUGAUGACGCCCCUCGAUGUCAAUCAGCUGCAGUUCCCGCCCCCGGAUAAGGUGGUCGUGAAAACCAAGACCGAUUAUGAACCCGACCGCAAGAAAGGCAAAGGGCGUAUUUCCAAAAUAGCCGAGUUCACCGUCAGCAUCACCGACAGCAUGUCCGAGAGGUUUAAGGUGUCCGUGCUGGUCUUCUUCGCCCUGGCCUUCCUCACCUGCGUCGUCUUCCUGGUGGUGUACAAGGUGUACAAGCACGAACGCCUGUGCCCUGAUGGGUCCAUCCUCAAGAAUGCCCAGUGCAUUCCCGACGGCCUGGCGGCCUACUACGCGGAGCAGGACGCCCACUCCCCGGACAAAUUUUACGCCAUCGUCAACCACUACGACCUGGCCAAGCAGAGCAUCAGCCGCUCGGUUUCGCCCUGGAUGUCGGUCUUGUCGGAAGAGAAGCUGUCCGAGCAGGAGACUGAAGCCGCAGAGAAGGCGGCUUAGCGAGGGGCAGGUUCCUAACAGUCUGGAGGUGACGAAGGGACUUGGAGGGACAUUUCAUCAAAAAUAAUUACCGGUAAUUUAGAGGUCACUCAUUUAUGGUGCCACCGCUUCUGCUAACGCUGCUUCGCGACGUGACGCGCUGCAGGCCCGCCACGGGCUCGGCGAGCUCUGACGCCGCUUUUCGUGUUAAGGAAUCUUGAUUUAGCUCCUUUACUGGGAUUUGUUGGAUGCGGUCAAAAAUAAAUUUACCCCGGAUGUGCAAGGGGUUUGGACUUCGGAUAAAUGGGGCAUUCGUGGAGUUGACCGUUUUAAACCCCCUUGCCAUGUGCAGACCUCACCCUAGCGUAUCUAGACUGACCCCCCGCUUUGCUCAGAGCAGCUGCACGCCACCCCCCCACCGUCAGAUGGCGCAGUGAGCGGGCGUGUAUGCAGGACAGGUGCCCCCAGUCACCAUCAGGCUGUGUUUUGCUCAAGUGCAUGUCGCUUAUGGCAAAGCACAUGAGGUGAGGGGCUGGAGAGAUGACCUGGGGCUGCGAGCGCCGACUCCCUGUAGGUCGUGUGUCUGCUGUGACGUGCAGAUAGGAUUGGAACCCCAUGGGCCCCUUUGUUCACUCCGCUAUGGAUAAAUCUGCACCAUUGGCCCUGUGAGCAAGUUGGUUUUUAAAACAUUAGCUGGGCGGGAAAAUGUAACUGCUGGUGAGCCAAGGCCACUUUAAUUUUAAUUUCGUGAAACAGAUGUAACUCCUUUGAUGUAAGCAGCGGGCGGGAAAGGCUGGUGGGGUGGGGGGGCUGGUGUGGCACCUCGCAAGUCCAAUUAUGACAUUUCAACUCACAAU